AACGCUUUGUGAGUACAUUUAAAAAUGCUCUAAAAAAUCCAAAGGGGAAGGGACCACUGAAGAUAUCUUAGAGAGGUUCCUGUUUAUUUAUCGUUCUACACCGAACCCUCAGACAAUUAACGGGGUCUCUCCAGCAGAAGCUCUACUUGGCAGAAAGAUACGAACACAUUUCGAUGUCAUCCGUCCUACGCCAGCUAUUGAACCCCAACGAAACCCAUCGAUGGAGAAUCAGUUUAACCGACAUCAUGGGGCACAAAGACGAUUGUUCACGGUGGGACAAAAAGUGCUUGCUAUGGACUAUCGUGGGAAACAUCCUACAUGGACAGCUGGUCGGAUCUUGAAAAAGAAGGGGAGUGUGGUUUACGAGGUGUCAGUUGGCUCGGAAGUUUGGGUACGUCAUGCUAACCAAUUGAAAGCAACCUCGAUAGCCAGCAACAAGAUUCAAUAUCGAUUACCUCUUGAUGUUCUGCUAGACACCUUUGAAAUCAAAACGCCGGGAAUAGACACAUCAGUUUCUGUGCAAGAAAAGAGUGAUACUUCUUUAUUGCCUAGACGAUGGACUAAUCGAAAGCACAGGCCAGUCACUCGGUUGCAGUUGGACCCUAGCACCAGAUCCUACGAAUCUGCUCAGAGGGGAGGUGUUAGCGGGACAUAGACUAGAUUAAAGCAUGCUCAAUGCAUGAUUGCUUUGGUGCACGCUGAUUGGCUGAUUCUUAUCCAAUCAGCACUAGUCGAUAGUCGGAGAAUACUCUGGAAUCUUCUUAUGUAAAAAACUAUAAAUAUACCGACGUUUUCCCUAUU
Molecule: messenger RNA, 801 nt
Organism: Schistosoma haematobium
Lineage: Eukaryota; Metazoa; Platyhelminthes; Trematoda; Strigeidida; Schistosomatidae
Exons: 1
Coding region: 221-655 (144 amino acids)
Source: RefSeq, a predicted model, not a curated record